GUGUGAUCCAGGUGUCUUUACCGUUGUGUCAGAGAGGGACGCAGUGUGCUGCUCCACUGGCCCUUCAAACAUCAGCAAAAUGGAUGAAGAUUAUUUUGGAUUCUCUUGGGUUCGCAAUGAGAACAGAAAAAACGUCACCAUAUAUGUUAACAAUCCAGCGGACAUCUCAGUGAUUGUUAUAUAUUUUCUGGUGGUUCUAGCUGUGGGAGUAUGGGCAAUGGUACGGACCAAUCGAGCCACAGUGGGAGGCUUUUUCCUGGCUGGCAGGAGUAUGGUGUGGUGGCCAAUUGGAGCCUCUCUCUUUGCAAGUAACAUCGGAAGUGGGCAUUUUGUGGGAAUAGCAGGAACUGGAGCAGCUGCUGGUAUUGCUAUCGGGGGGUUUGAGUGGAACGCUCUUGUUGUUGUGAUUAUUCUGGGAUGGCUCUUCGUGCCCAUCUACAUAAAGGCUGGGGUCGUGACCAUGCCAGAGUACCUGAAGAAACGCUUUGGUGGGCAGCGGAUCCGGAUCUACCUGUCCGUGCUCUCCCUGUUUCUUUAUGUUUUCACCAAAAUCUCUGCGGACAUGUUUGCAGGAGCCAUUUUCAUCAACCAGGCUCUGGGACUAAACAUUUACCUGGCCGUGAUUAUUUUGCUGCUCAUUACGGCUCUUUACACAGUAACAGGUGGUCUAGCUGCAGUCAUCUACACAGACACCCUGCAGACCAUCAUCAUGGUUGUGGGAUCAUUCAUUCUUAUGGGUUUUGCGUUCAAUGAGGUGGGAGGCUAUGAGAACUUCAAAGACCGAUACAUGACUGCGAUCCCAUCAGUGGUGAUAGCGAACAUAAGUGAAAAGUGCUACACUCCUCGUGCAGACUCAUUCCACAUCUUUAGAGACCCCCUCACCGGCGAUCUGCCCUGGCCUGGCCUGAUCUUUGGUCUUACUAUCCAGGCCGCCUGGUACUGGUGCACUGACCAGGUGAUUGUGCAGCGCUGUCUGUCUGCCAAGAACCUGUCUCAUGUGAAAGCGGGCUGCAUCCUGUGUGGUUACCUCAAACUUCUGCCAAUGUUCCUCAUGGUUUUCCCUGGCAUGAUCAGCCGAGUGCUGUACACAGGGAGGCUCUUCGACUACAUUCAGUCCAUCACCAGCUAUCUGGCUCCACCCAUUGCUGCUGUCUUCACCCUCGCCAUUUUCUGCAAGCGAGUCAAUGAACCAGGUGCUUUCUACGGGUUGUGUAUUGGUCUGUUGGUGGGUCUGGCACGUAUGAUAACUGAGUUUGCCUACGGCACAGGCAGCUGCGUGAGUCCCAGUAACUGUCCCACGAUCAUCUGUGGUGUGCACUACCUCUAUUUCGCCCUCAUCCUCUUCAGCCUGUCCUGUAUAUUGAUACUGGGCAUCUCCCUCAUGACCAAACCCAUUGAUGACAAACAUCUGUACAGGCUCUGCUGGAGUUUGAGGAACAGCACUGAGGAGAGGAUUGAUCUGGAAGAAGAUGACUGGACUGAAGAUCAGGAUUCAGACUCUAUGCAAACAGAAGAGGUGCGUGAGGAUCCAAGCUGUUGGAAGAAGGCCUACAACUGGUUCUGCGGCUUUGAUCAAGGCAAUGCACCUAAACUGACUAAAGAACAGGAGGCAGAGUUGAAGAUGAAACUCACAGACACCACUGAGAAACCUCUAUGGAGAAACGUGGUCAACGCUAAUGCUAUUAUCCUCCUCACUGUCUGCAUCUUCUUCCAUGGUUUCUUUGGUUAAAGAUCACAUCAGUAUCAACUAAAUCUAUUAAGGAUAUUAGAGCUGUAUUGUGUGGACAGAAAUGUUGCCUUAUCUGUAACAACAAGCUAAAUGUGAGUAAUCUGAUUGUAAGAAGUUACAAAAGUUCCUCUUGAAACACUCAAUACUUCCUUAUAAUAUACUCAACAAAAACUUCCUUACAGCUGCCUACUGUUUUUGAUUUGAUGGCAGUAGAAUAGAAAAUAUUUUUGACUUUCAUUUUAAACCCAAGACCAAAACUGAUAGUUCACUUGUAGUCAUGACAGAUCUUUCUUAGCUGCUACAGUAUCUAAUUUAAAACAUGCCUGACUGUUUUUACUGUACAUUUGACAAUAUUUACUGCAAGUUCUACCUUUGUACCUUUGACAUAUUACAGAGUAAUAGUUUCAACUAAUAAUAUUAAG
Messenger RNA from Sinocyclocheilus anshuiensis, 2151 nucleotides. Its product is annotated as sodium/glucose cotransporter 1-like. Gene Ontology annotation, cellular component: plasma membrane. Gene Ontology annotation, molecular function: D-glucose:sodium symporter activity. The record is from RefSeq and is a predicted model, not a curated record. The transcript has 14 exons. The coding region runs from base 80 to 1729 and encodes 549 amino acids. NCBI's taxonomy places the organism in Eukaryota, Metazoa, Chordata, Actinopteri, Cypriniformes, Cyprinidae. Gene Ontology annotation, biological process: sodium ion transport; transmembrane transport.